UGAAUUUACAUGACGUCGUGGCGUGCACAGUUUGGAGUUCAUAGUUUGUAAGAGCUUUUGGUGAAGACUUCGAAUCGAGUGGACUUUGACUUGUAGUAGGUAAGCACACCUGGAGAUACUGGCGGUCAUUUUGGAGCGAAGAGGGUACAUUGGGUCUAGGUAUGUGACGUGCGGUGCAUUCUCUGGAAGCAGGUUGGAUAGGUAUUGGAUGGAGUCUGCGUGGUGUAUGCUGAUUCUGUCGAGAGUAUCGGAAACAUCAGGGACUUGUUUUGCUAGUUGGAAGGCGUCGAACAAAAGUGUGUAUACCAACGGGUGUCGCUCAAGGAUCUUUACACGGAAUCCGGCGGAGGCCAUGAAGAAGGCGUCGACGCCCAGUCCGCCGGUUGCGUCGAGGACCGCGGUUUCUGAAGGUGUCUUUUCAGACACUUUGACUGCUCUCAUGAUGGGCGAUUUGAAGUUGAAGCUGAAUUUGCGAAAUUGCAUCGACGCGGAGAGGAAGUCUGCGUGGACGGGAGCUCGAGUACGGCGAGAUUGGCAUUGGUACUGAAGAGACAGUAUUUGUGCGCCCACAAUGAGGAUGAAGCGGCAAUCUUUGGCCUGAUUGAUGUGAGCAUAGAAUGGGACGUUGAGUUGUUUGGCAAUAAUUUCAGCUCUCUUGAUUUGGUCCGGAUCUCCAGGAGAGUUCGGACAUACGCCCGCCCGUUGAAUCAUGGGCAGCAGUUCUGAACAAAGGCCUUGAAUUUGGAUUGUGGGAAUCAGCAGGUUUUUUUUGACUAGUUUUUGAACGUGAAAAUGCUUGAUUUUGUCUAGUGUUGGUUUUUGUUCGUUACUGGAAUACAGCUCAUCGAUGUAUUGUAUUUCUUCUUGGAUUUUUUGUAUAGAGCUUUCGAUUGACGUAGUGGAUUGUUCUGGACAUUUGUAGUUAGAUUUUCUCAGUAUGGCUCUUUUAAAGCUAAUCUGGCGUUCUACGAUGUUUUCGUGGAUGGUUUUUGGAACCGCUUGAAUAGCUGAAGCGUCCGCAACCAUUUGGCGGAGGGACAGUUUGUCUUCGCAGAAUACGCCAGGUAGUUUCUUGACGUUCGCAAAUUUUGCCUUUUUCUCGACAUUCGCAAAUUUGGUCUUUUUGGCGUUUGCAGAUUUGGUCUUUUUUUUGGCGUUUGCAGAUUUGGUCUUUUUUUUUACGUUUGCAGAUUUGCGGUACACUUUUUUUUUUUGUUUAGUUUUUUCUUUUGGGAUCUUGUCUGCACAGGUUUCAGAUGGAAUGGACUUUUCGACAAGAGGAGUCUGAAUUUCGCAUUUCGCGACACGUUGUUUUUGACCGGCUGGCUUGAGCGCAUUCCACAGGUUGUUAGAGGAGCAAGUUCUGAUGUGUUGCCAAUUUCUUGAAUAGAAAUCGAGAUGGUCUCUUGGUGCAAGAAGGGGGUUGUUGGUGUUGCUGGCGUGCUUUCGACUUUCGCCGGUCACUUGCCGCCACUUUCCAGUUCGGUUCGUUGCGGUUCGGAGUUUUGCGAGUGCCGAAGAAAAAAAGGACAUAUUCCGUGAACAGUGCCGCAAGGAAAAUGUUCGAAAUCCGUCUCAGUGUCUGGCUAUUUUUUCUGAAAAAAAAUGCGCUUGCGUGCGCGCGUAUACGAUUUUAGGGGCGCACGGGAGAGGGGGAUAUGCGCGUGUAUAUGUUACGUGCCAGUCGGCGCGAAGAGUGUGUUGGGUGCGACCUGGGCGUGAAAAAAAAAAAUAAUUUGCAAAAAGCAACAGGUCUUUUUGGUCAUUUCUUUUAAAAUGGAGGAUUCUUACGACUGUGUUAUCUUGGGGACGGGGUUAACCGAGUGCAUCCUUAGCGGUCUGUUGUCGGUAGACAAGAUGAAUGUGCUUCACAUGGACAGAAACGACUACUACGGCGGCGCGUGCGCAUCUUUGAAUUUGGAGCAGGCGUUCAGUCAGUUUGGAGAGGGGAAGUGUGAGGAUCUGGAGAAGUACGGCAGGUCUCGCGAUUGGAACAUCGAUUUGGUUCCAAAGUUCAUUAUGACCAAGGGAAAAAUGGUUUCCAUCUUGCUGCACUGCAACGUGACGUGUUAUCUUGAAUUUAAGAGCGUGGAUGGAAGUUUUGUAUAUGAGAAGAAGAAGAUACACAAGGUGCCCGCGACGGAGACGGAGGCGCUGUCGUCGAGCCUGAUGGGUUUUUUCGAAAAGUACCGUUUCAAGGAUUUUUUGUUAUACUGCGUGAAUUACGAUCCGUCCAAUCCGAAGACGUUUAAUGGGAAGGACUUGAAGAAGUUGACGGCCAAGCAGCUUUUGACGUCGCACAAGUUGGACAAGUCGACCAUCGAUUUUGUUGGACAUGCCAUGGCGCUGUACCUCGACGAUUCGUAUUUGGACGAGCCGGCGCUGGAAUUCGUGGAGCGUGUCAAGCUCUACGCGGAUUCUCUUUCCCACGCGGUUUGCGCAUUCAAGGGACGGUCGCCCUAUUUGUACCCGGCAUAUGGGCUGGGGGACCUUCCGCAGGCGUUUGCUCGCCUGGCGUCCAUUUAUGGCGGGACGUACAUGCUUUCUAAGCCGUUCGACGGUCUCGUUUUAGACGAAAAUGGACGCGUGGCGGGUGUGAAGUCAGGCGGAGAAACCGCUCGGUGCAAGAAAGUCAUCGCCGAUCCGUCGUAUUUUCCAGACAAAGUCCAGAAAAAAAAACAAAUAGUUCGCGCGAUUUGUAUUUUGGACCAUCCCAUUCCCGACACAGGAGAUGCCGACAGCGCUCAGAUCAUCAUUCCCCAAAAGCAAGUUAAUCGAAAGUCAGACAUUUAUAUCAACGUGAUUUCCCAUGCGCACCACGUCGCUUCUGUGGGCAAGUACAUCGCCAUUAUAUCGACGACGGUCGAGACAUCUAAUCCGAAGAGCGAAAUAGAUUUCGCUGUCAAGCUGCUCGGACCCAUUAUGAAAAUCUGGUACAGCGUGCUGGAUUUGUACGAACCGAUCAACGACAGCGAAAAAGAUCAAGUGUUCAUUUCGAAGAGUUACGACGCCACACCGCACUUCGAAACGGUCAUAGACGAUGUCAUGAGACUCUACACGCUGGUCACAGGCAGGCAGCUUGACUUGAGCAAGGUUAUUCCGAGAGAAGAAGUCGCCGAUUGAUAGCUAAAUAUUCAUUUAAGAGGGGGGUGUCCGCAUGUCUCCCCUCUAGGCUUCGGCAAAUAUCAGGCUCGACACCCAAUGGCAUCUUCCGUUCUCACGCUUUUGAUCUGGAAGGAUGGGAAGCAUACAAAGUUUAUGGGCGAAUCCCUAUCCCUUUGCAUGAAACGGCCGAUCAGUCCGUUCAAAAGAAAAACUAAAAUGACUCUACGCGAUUUUAUCAAAAAAAAAAAA
Messenger RNA from Schistocerca gregaria, 3354 nucleotides. RefSeq lists its product as uncharacterized. Gene Ontology annotation, molecular function: Rab GDP-dissociation inhibitor activity. Gene Ontology annotation, biological process: vesicle-mediated transport; small GTPase-mediated signal transduction; protein transport. NCBI's taxonomy places the organism in Eukaryota, Metazoa, Arthropoda, Insecta, Orthoptera, Acrididae. Gene Ontology annotation, cellular component: cytoplasm. The record is from RefSeq and is a predicted model, not a curated record. The transcript is spliced from 4 exons. Bases 1777 to 3123 code for a protein of 448 amino acids.